Trichobilharzia szidati is the source of this 3256-nucleotide messenger RNA. The record is from the annotation of a GenBank genome assembly. Lineage: Eukaryota; Metazoa; Platyhelminthes; Trematoda; Strigeidida; Schistosomatidae.
GAAAUCUGGUGCACGAAACAGACGGAACAAAGCUCAGAAAACUAGAAACAACCAAUCCACUUUCGUUUUGCAUUUGACAUUGAACGCCCUUUGUUAUAAAGUUCUUGGCGGAUAGCACACCAUACCUGAUUUGGCGGUUGGAGAGAUUUUGAUCGUUUUAUUAUGAAUCAUUUUGGCCCUCAAUAUGGUAUUACACCAUCCUCAGCAUUUUAUUCUCAAGAUAUGAAUACGUCAUUCGAUUUAGGAAAUGCUGCUCCAAGACCUGGACCUAGACCUUUUGGUUUUGAGGUCUCUCCAAUGGACUUCCAGUCGACACCACCUCCCUAUCGAAGUGAUGGUGGUUUUUCAGUUAGUUCAAAUCCUCACUAUUAUGCUAGACCUGGUAUGGUGCCUUCUGCUGACGAAACGUGCGUUAAUUUUUCAGAACAACAGCACCCACUACCCUCUGGUGUUUCAGAAAACGCUAAUAUGUCCGCUGACUACCAAAACCAGUACGCCUUCCGUAUUCCUCCAGAAGCAUCUAAUUGGAUGUCUAUGAAUUCAUCAGCCAACAGCUUUCAUUCUGAUGUUUACAACCAUCCUUCACAACCGAAUCCUACACCUCAAUCAGUAUACACGGGACCCCCAGUUCGUUAUCAAAGGAAUACUGGAUUCCCAAACCGUGGACGUCCUAAACCAUCCGGUCAUUUUAAAGGAAAUAAAGAAGCUACUCGUAAUCGUCAAAACCCACCUGCUGCGCCAAAGGAGGCAACAGUUUUCUAUUGUGAAGUUUGCAAAGUCAGUUGUGCAAGUUCACGUGCAUUCAAGGAUCAUGAAGAUGGUCAACGCCACAAGAAACGAAUGUCACAGGCUGAAGCCUUCGAAGAAUUGAAGAAAAAAGUAUCUACUGAUGACAAUUCAUCGUUGGUUGUGACAUCUGAAAAUCAACUGCGUUGUGAACUUUGUGAUGUUGCUUGUACCGGUGUUGAUUCAUAUAAAUCUCAUAUAUCUGGUAAACAACACCAGCGUACAAUGAAGUUACACAAAGACCUGGGAAAACCUGUUCCAGAAACUGAUAAUCCUCUUGUACCCGCCGCUGUAGCAGAUAAACUUGCCUCUGCAACUGAGGAGGCGAAAACUAGUGAAACAAGCGAAAAUGAAGCACCUGACACGACAACACCAAACAACAAACUAAUGAAGCAUGUCGACAUAAAACAACUUAUGGGUCCUGAAAAUCCACCUAUCGGUCAAGAGUAUAUAGAAACAAUUGUCAGUGAAAAUGGUAAAAGUGUUUCUUAUCGUUGUAAAUUAUGCGAGUGUGAAAUUCCAAGUAUAGACACUCGAGACUGCCAUCUACGUGGUCGACGUCAUCGUACCCAAUACAAAAAGAAAGUUGAUCCAUCAUUCGUUGUUGAUCCAAACUCUGGAAAUCAACUUUUACGUAAAUCAUCCAAUGGAAAAGAUAAAAGAAAUAAACACUCUGAUUCAAAGUCGAACACUAGCAGUUUUCCCAGUUCCAAUACCUUACGCAACAGUGGAAAUAUGGGGGUUGGCAGUGCUGCCUUAUUAGCAUAUGAUCGUAUACCUGGUAGAAUGUAUGGUCCACAGACGCCUAAUAAAUCUCUCGAAAAUAGAUAUAUUUAUGCCAAGCAUGCCUCUUUGGUACCAACACCUCUGGAAACUCAGGCAAUGAUGAUGGCUGUUAAUAUUUGCAAGCAGGCUAUGAAAGAUGUCAGUGAUGAUUUAUUAAAGCAAGUACGUUUAGCCUCUGACUCCAGUGGUGGUACUGUCAAUGAUUCAAAGAAUGGUGAAGUUAAAGUAGAUGAAGGUGAAGAAAAAGUAGGCGAACGUCUACUCACCGGUAUUCUACACGCCGGUUCACUGGGGAAAAAUUUACUCCUGAGAGGUGAACAUUUAGUCCACCUUGUCUUAAUGUGUUCUAAAUGGCCAACAGAAGAGCUGACAACUUACGUAUCAACUGAGAUUACAAAUAUAAUGAAGUCACUGGAAUCCCGUCUUGAAUAUACUAUCACACCAGAACCUUCUUCGGGAAAAAUUAUGGUUGUUGUGUCCUGUCCGGAUCCGUCUGCACUAAACGAGAAUGAUUUACCCGCUGAUGUCAUCAGUCCAAAGAAGGAAUCUUCUCCCUCUGUAUGGCCUGUUAUAACUUUGAUAGUUUCACUGUCAUCUCCAGUAGUGUUGGACGAAAAGACAGUUGCUACUACAGAUAUAUCAGAAGUACCAAUUAUUAAACGUUUGGUCACUAAUGGUAAUCGGCUACCAAAGAAGGUGUGCAUUGAAUCGUUGGAAGCUGUUCACCAGGCAAAGUGGUUUAUGAACGCUUCAUCAAGAGGUCCACUUCUCGUGGUCAGUCGUAUUUUACGCGAUUUCCUCCAAUCAAAUGACUACUGGAUUGAUUUGAAUGAGUUUGAUGUGGAGGCACACCUUGAUCGUCUUUUAUGCCUUGAGUAUGACUUUUUGGCACGUGUUAGUGCUGCUCCAUCUCCGCCUAACCAACCGCCAAGAACUUUUGUCCCACCAUAUUUGAUAAAUGAUUUAUUUCAACCGUGUAAAUUGUUGCGUAAAUUCUUCGAGUCAUUGGCUUGUGGAUACAUGUAUAUGGCUGUUGAACAACACAAACAACAACAACAAUUGUCCAGCGGAGCUACAAACAAUACUGCCCAGUUGCCUCUUGACGAUCGAAUUCCUCUAGCCUGUACAAAACCAUUUUAUCUAACUAUUAACAAUGGAGUUUCAAAGGAAUUCUGCGAAAAGAUAACUAUCUCCGCCCAGCUGAUUGUACGACAAAUUGCAUUUAGACAAAUUUAUAAAGUUCUCGAUAUGGAACCUUUUCCUUCAACAUACAAUAAUAAUAAUUAUAAUAAUACAGAUGAAAGUCAAUCUGAUCUUAAGUAUAAUAACUCCUCAAGUGUUGAUGAUGUGUCUGAAGAUCAAGAUGCUGAUGGUGACGGCGGCAGUGAUGGUGCUGGUGUUAAAAGACGACAGCCGCCGCCUACUGGCGAUAACAUAAAUUCUGACUGUGGUGGUGCCGGUGGUGAAGCCAAUGCUGAUGGUGAUGAGAAUGGCGGUGAUGCUGAUGACGGCGGAGUUCAAGAAGAUCCAAUUAGGGCUGAAAAAAUGGAACCAUUGUAUAAUUCACCUAAAAGAAAUCGUCGUAGUGAUCGUUUGAAACCUACACAGUAGUAGCAGUAGUAGUAGGGAAGAGUAGUGGAAGUUUGAUGAAGGGUAGAUAAUUUCGUACAUUUACUACUACUAC